Messenger RNA from Ostrinia nubilalis (European corn borer), 942 nucleotides. RefSeq lists its product as uncharacterized. The transcript has 8 exons. The record is from RefSeq and is a predicted model, not a curated record. NCBI's taxonomy places the organism in Eukaryota, Metazoa, Arthropoda, Insecta, Lepidoptera, Crambidae. The coding region runs from base 1 to 942 and encodes 313 amino acids.
AUGGGUACAGCUGACAGCUCACAGAUGCAAAUGAACCCCGUAUCCAAGAUACAAUGCGCCAAGAAGGAGAAAGACACUUCCCCGCCGCCACACAACUCGCCGCGACACGAGGCUCGGGAUGCCACGCCCAGAUAUGACGUCAGGGACGCCACGCCCAGAUAUGACGUCAGGGACAACACGCCCAGAUACGACCGGGACAACUCGCCGAGACACGAGCAGAAGGAUAUACGCGAUUCCAUAGACUCGCCGCGGUUCGAAGUGCACGACAGCCCGCGCCGCGAGUCCCCGCGACCUUCACCCCGCCCGGACGGCAGCGAGCGGGACCGGACCAACAAGAUGCUGUCUGGAGCCCCCGGAGGCAGAUGCGAGGUCACCAGGAUCGUGCGCCAGCUGUGCGGCGGGGAUGCUGCGGGAGGUAGAAACGAGCGUGUGACCGGUGCCAAGAACGCUCAAUUGCUCUGCGUCAACGGGUCCAGCCCGCGACAGCCGAGCACCCCUCAACUGCUGAGAAUACUGGAAGAGACAAUCCAGAAGAAAGUGCCCAAGACGUUCUUUCCCAAGAGCAGCCCUAGCAAGAACGCGGAGCGGUUCCGGCUGACGUUCAACAUUCCGGAGCGCACGGCGGAGCGCGUGUUCCAGUACCGCACCAAGUUCGUGCAACAUAUGCUGGCCAGCCCCAUGUACGCCAACUGCGCCGUGGGCAAGCCCUGGGAGAUGGUGGGCAGAACUCGGAACGGUUCCAACAUCCCGGAACAGUACCGCAGCAAGUUUGUGCAACAUACGCUGGCCAGCCCCAUGUACGCCAACUGCGCCGUGGGCAAGCCCUGGGAGAUGGUUGGAAGCGUGUCGGAGCAGCUGAUCGACGAGCUACUCAGCGGAGUAGCUCACGAGUUGCAACUCCGCGGCGCCGUGCGCGCGCUCUACGACGCCGAGACGCACUGA